This is a messenger RNA of Metarhizium brunneum ARSEF 3297, 1254 nucleotides long. It is a transcript of the gene cntA, whose product is annotated as Carnitine monooxygenase oxygenase subunit. Gene Ontology annotation, molecular function: iron ion binding; 2 iron, 2 sulfur cluster binding. The record is from RefSeq and is a predicted model, not a curated record. NCBI's taxonomy places the organism in Eukaryota, Fungi, Ascomycota, Sordariomycetes, Hypocreales, Clavicipitaceae.
AUGGCACCGUCCUUUCUAAAGGGUUACUUUGGCUUUGGGGCAAAUCCGGCCGUGGACGAGCUCGAAGAGGGAAAGAAUCCUAUUCGUGCCUUGCCCGCCAGCUGGUACACCUCGCAAGACCUCUACGAACUGGAAAGGCGAGCCAUCUUCUCCAAGAAGUGGCUCCUCACCACGCACAAGUCCAGGCUUGCCGAGCAGGGCGACUGGCUACGAUAUGACGUGGCCGGCUUCCAGUUCAUCAUCACCCGGGACCGACAGGACAACAUCAACGCCUUCCACAAUGUCUGCAGGCACCGGGCAUUCCCGAUUGUGACCAAGGAGACUGGCCACAACAGCGUGCUGGCAUGCAAGUAUCACGGGUGGUCGUAUGGGCUGAACGGCAAGCUGGCCAAGGCGCCCGGGUACCAGGACAUGGAGGACUUUGACAAGUCGAAAAACGGCCUGUUCCCUCUGCAUGUCCACGUCGACAAGAACGGGUUUGUCUGGGUCAACAUGGAUGCGAAUGAGGUGCCCGAGGUGGCGUGGGAGCACGACUUUGAAGGGGUCGACGAGCAGCCGCGGUUCAAAAACUACAACUUUGACGACUACGUGUUUGACCACGCGUGGGAGAUGGAGGGCGACUACAACUGGAAGAUCCUGGCGGACAACUACAAUGAGUGCUAUCACUGCAAGACGACGCACCCGGACAUUCCCACCAUUGCAGACCUCAACUCGUACUACGUCGAGACAAAGGGCGGCCACAUCCAGCACUUUGGAAACCCGAAACCGGAGCAAAUCGCGCGCGGGCUCAACGUUGCCAGCACCUACUUCUUCCCCAACGCGUCCAUGAACGUCUCGCCACACUUCUUCUUCAUGCAGAGGUUCGUGCCGCUCAGCCCCGGAAAGGCGGUGAUGAAGUACGAAGUGUACAGGAACAAGAACUCGGGCGACGAGGACUUCAAGCUCAUUGACGACAUGUACAAGCGCAUCAUGUCCGAGGACAAGGUGCUCUGCGCCAAUGCCCAGAGGAACAUCAACACGGGUGUCUUUAUCAACGGCGAGAUGCACCCCAAGAUGGAAAAGGGCCCGCUGUACUUCCAGAAGCUGGUGCGGCAGUCGCUGACGGAGCACCACCAGCUCGAGGCGGACGCGGGCGAGGAGAUAUGGCCGGCGCGCCAGACGUUGCCCAAGAGCGCGGUGGCGACGGAGAAGGACAUGAACUUCUGCUCGGCGGUGGACUGCUGCAAGAACAACCGGGUUGCUGUAGAGGUGUAG